Messenger RNA from Sinocyclocheilus rhinocerous, 776 nucleotides. It is a transcript of the gene terb2, whose product is annotated as telomere repeat binding bouquet formation protein 2. The transcript has 7 exons. Gene Ontology annotation, cellular component: nuclear inner membrane. Gene Ontology annotation, biological process: homologous chromosome pairing at meiosis; meiotic attachment of telomere to nuclear envelope. The coding region runs from base 39 to 668 and encodes 209 amino acids. The record is from RefSeq and is a predicted model, not a curated record. NCBI's taxonomy places the organism in Eukaryota, Metazoa, Chordata, Actinopteri, Cypriniformes, Cyprinidae.
UCUGUGCGAACUGAAGUGAUAAACACCUCGGCAUAAGCAUGUUUAAAGGCAAAACAGCAUGGUUCUCCGGCAGUGUUGGAAUGGGGGUGACCAGCGUCUGGGUUUCUGAAGGGGGAGCUCUUUCCUCCUGGAAAACAGCAGAUUACCUCUUCAGUGCUGAUGCCUCUUCUGAAGACACUAAAAGGAUAUAUGAAAGUGAGGAUUAUGUGAAGAACAGGGCAACGGUUUUCCACAGCAAUUUCGUGUCAACAUGUAAACCCCGCCAGAGUGUAAAAUCUGUGCCUAUUGGCCACUAUGUGCUGCCCCCCGACUCUAUCCAGAAUGAAAUGAGAGUGCUAAUCGGAAGGUUCAUUUGGGAAACAGAUGAACAGGUGAUGAGUGAAGAACAGAUAAAUACUGAAGAGUCUGAAGACAGUCUAUCUGAUGAUCAACCAGUGAGAGAGAAGAACAGCCAGGAUGAUUACGAGACUGUUGCAUCACCGAACAAAGUGUGUUCAUGUUGUGAGAUGCGGCAAUAUCCUGUAAACAACAUGAUCUCAGGAUAUGUUCAUAUUGACCAAAUGAAGACGUAUUCAGGGGAACUUUAUGAUUUUCUUCCCUCCCUCCAUGGCCAUAACGUUUCAAGAUCUAAUGACGUGACACCCCCUCAUUGUCACAAAGAAAUGUAAUAUAAUAUGCUUCACAUAAGAAGUGGAUUGUCUUUGUUUUAUGCGUUUCUUUGGCAAAAGUAUUUAAUGCAAAUGGAUGCUCAUUUUCAGUUCCUACUCAUCUCAUAU